This is a messenger RNA of Wyeomyia smithii (pitcher-plant mosquito), 3527 nucleotides long. Its product is annotated as RING finger protein 10. The transcript has 6 exons. Gene Ontology annotation, molecular function: metal ion binding; transcription cis-regulatory region binding. Gene Ontology annotation, biological process: positive regulation of transcription by RNA polymerase II. The coding region runs from base 449 to 2734 and encodes 761 amino acids. NCBI's taxonomy places the organism in Eukaryota, Metazoa, Arthropoda, Insecta, Diptera, Culicidae. The record is from RefSeq and is a predicted model, not a curated record.
ACGUCAUUUUCGUCGCCAUUUGCAAAGCGACGAUCCGAUAGUGAAAGUUUCUUUGGUGGUUUUUGCACAUUUUUGUCGUGCACCGUCGAACGGUUCAGGGCCUCCUCAGCUAAAAUCUAAGGCCUCAGGGAUAGGCAACGAAGCCAACCGCUUUUCAACUCUUUUAAUUCGUGUUUUAAACCUUUUUCAACUGCUAAGAAAAAUCAUCGUGGAAGAUUUUUCUUUUUUCUAAUUCGUGUACAAUCAUGGCCAACUAAAAAAAUGUCUAGACGUAAAGUAUCGUUUGCUAGCAGCCGCAGCGCUCCAUUGCGUGGAGAAUUUUUACGUUCGAAGCCGGAUACCUGUAUCCGGGUUCCAGAAACGACAGUCGACGGAACAGACUGUCUUUUCGAUUCAUUUGCAGUGUUUCCUUCCCUUAACCUAGUAUUAAGUUUUAACUCCGUCAUCAAUGGAGAAGAAUCAUCGAUUUUCGAACCAAAAUCUGUCCAAAGGACCGAUUACUGAACCGAAGAAAAAUUUAGACGCAUCGACUAAGUGGCCUCGUUAUUCCAAACGCCGCGAACAAACCGCGCUAGGUGGUUUUAAACCGGAAAACAAUCGUAACAACAGUGGAAAGGUUCCUUCAACAGGCAAAACACGUUUUCAAACCAAUUUCAGUUAUGAUAAACGAUCAAAGCAGCGCCCAGAUUUGCCAUCUGGUAGCUUGUUGCUUCCUGAAAAUGAAACUCUUGAACAGUUUGAAGAACAGCAUCAGGGAACCGGAUUAGCCCCUUCGAAGCAUGAACUUUAUUCGUUGUUCUCGCCUGGUUCUAAGAAACAAAGUUUGAACCAUUUGUUGAACUUUCAAUGUACGGCACGGGAUCGUGAUGCGCCAUCGCGUUUCAGUAAGACGGGCAACAAUCGAAGCUACGUGAAAAAGGUGACCUAUAACAAGGAACAGUUUCUUCAGGCUAACUGUCAAUUUGUCGUUCGUGCUGGUACCGACUAUACAGCAUUUUUGGAGUCUCCAGAUCAUUUAGUAGAUUGGGAGAGGAUCGAACAGAUCCAUAUUUUUAGCUAUGAAGAAUCACAAUGCCCCAUCUGUUUGUAUCCUCCGGUAGCAGCUAAAAUGACAAAAUGUGGUCACGUGUACUGUUGGCCAUGUAUAUUGCAUUAUUUGGCGCUGUCGGAUAAAACAUGGCGUAAAUGUCCCAUUUGUUAUGACGCCAUCCAUUUACCGGAUUUGCGAAGUGCUGUAUCGAAACCCUUUCAUUCAUUUACUGUUGGAGAAACUGUAACGUUCCGACUUAUGCGUCGCGACAAGAUGUCUAUGAGUGUCACCAGUUUGGCGGAGCACGGUACGAUGAACCCGCCAGGAAUACCACCUUUUCGCUCGAACGUCGAGAAUUCCACUCUUACUAAGCUACUUUUAGCGGAUACCAGAGAAAUUUUGAAUGUUAUAAGUCGAGAGCAGGUUGAACUCGAAAAUCAAAUCGUUAUUGAUGGUAUAGACUGCCCAGAGAAUAUUUUCGUGCAGCAGGCUCUUCAACAGCUGGGUAUACGCAAGGAGAUGGUUCUAAGUGGAAAAAUUAUCUCAAUUCCAAUUGAGCAGCCAUCGGUUGAAAGUUUUCCACAGCAGCCACUUGAAGAGGUUACCGACGGGUUACUUAAUGAAGCGGCAGCGUUUUCUGCAUCGGAGGAAAUGAGCUUGGCCGAGAACAAGAAGCAAGAUUUUAUGAUCGAUGAAGACAGCAACUUCUUGCUGAGCGACAUUGAUAUCGUGCCGACAGCGAAAUGUGCGUCGUCGGAUUCUUUUUACUUCUAUCAAGCGAUCGAUGGUCAACCGCUCUACUUGCAUUCAUUGAACACCCGAAUGCUGCAGGCGAUGUACGGAAGCUUGGAUAGAAGUCCCCUUAAAAUUACGGGGAAAAUUGUCCACAAAGACACUUGCUCUAUGUCGGAAGAUCUCCGUAAAAGAUUGAAAUAUUUGCAACAUCUACCAGUGUGCACCUCCUUCGAGGUCGUGGAAAUCGAAUUCGAGAAAGAAGUGAUAUCGAAAGAGGUGUUAGCUCAAUUCAAAGAUGAAAUCAAUGCUCGGCGUAAAAACAGACAAAAAAUUGCCCGUGCGGAGCGCAUACGGGAAAAACAAAUUUUUGAGUUUAACGAACGUCAACUGGGCAAAUCUCUUGCGCGAUCCGCAAAAAUUCCUAUUGAUUCUGUGAAACAUUUUCCUUCGUGCGGAAGUUAUGAUUUUAGCCAAGCCCCAUCCCUUUCGGAAAGUCCUUCUAUUAACGAUAUGUCUCCAUCGUUAAGUCCAGCAAGCGCAUGUCCUUCUUGGUCAAAGAUGUUGAGCACUCCGCCUUCGACUUCCUGGCCGUCGCUUUCUGGAAACAGAAAUGCGGGUAGCUCUGUUAAUGCAUUCGCUCCGCUAGCAACUCCGGCACCGAAACUUAUCCCUAUAACCGGCUUAAAGAUGAUGUCUAACAAGCAGAUAAAACAUGCCUCUUACUUGAAUGAAAAAGAUGAGGAAGAUGCUGAGCAAGAGAACCGUACGUCCGGUUAUGGAGAGGAUUUAAGCAUUGCAAUUGGAGCUGCGCUCGAGAAGGCAACCCUUAAUUGUGAGCUUAAUGCCGUCGAGGAAGGCUGCUCCGGAAAGACGAAAGGCUCUGCUGCCCAGAUCGGCAAUAGUGGGGGAGCGAAGAAAAAGAAACACAAGAAAACGCUUCUGUUUGCUUCAGGAAUGAAUUUAUAUUAACCAAAAAAAUGGCUUUGGUCUAUCUUUUUGGUGGUUAUCACCAACGUUCAAAAAUGUACUAUCUAACGGCUUAUAUUGUAAUUUUAGGAUUAUGGUUUCUGUUCAGUUAAAACUGGUUUCUAUUCAAUAAUAUGCCAAAUUCAGCAGUGUUAAAUUAAAUAUUCGUCAACAAUGCGUAAAUAAAUGAAAAGCACAGGCAGAUGUGAUUAUAGUUUUUUUUUUGUAAACGGAAACACUAUAUCUAGUUUUUUGUGACAAGUCACAUUGAACUACGAUUUUGUGAUUCAAUAAACUAAGUUGUUCGUCGCAUAAAAAUGGACUUUAAUUAAUUUUAUAGCUAGUUGGUAAUACUUUACUGAGAAUUUACUGUUAAUUCUUUGAAACAACACCGUUUUUUUUGUUCACGGUCCUACCACAUUCAUACAAAAGUAUCGUGAAUUUACAUUCUCAAGUUCGUUCGAAUGAAUUAUUUUGCUCAUUCGAAAAAGUGAAUAGCAUUUUUUAAUUCGCUUAAAUCGAUCUAUUCGUAAGAAAGUCGGAUACGGCCGUAAUCAAGAAUAAGCGUGAAUGUCCCUUAGGACACUCAUAGUUUUAGCCAAAUCAAAACUAAGCAAACUGCAAAAUCAAAAAUCAUCAAAAAAGAUACAGAAAAUUAUCAUGACCCAAGGCUAACGCAUCACCGGUUUUGAAAACAGGGACAUUCGGAUAUGAGAUUUUAUUUUUACCAAGGCAUCAUAAUGUAUCAUCAUUGUUCAUCAGUUUACUGCAUUAAAAUACAAAUCAGUUUCAAAAA